This is a messenger RNA of Musca domestica (house fly), 666 nucleotides long. It is a transcript of the gene ND-B22, whose product is annotated as NADH dehydrogenase [ubiquinone] 1 beta subcomplex subunit 9. Bases 96 to 530 code for a protein of 144 amino acids. The record is from RefSeq and is a predicted model, not a curated record. NCBI's taxonomy places the organism in Eukaryota, Metazoa, Arthropoda, Insecta, Diptera, Muscidae. Gene Ontology annotation, biological process: mitochondrial electron transport, NADH to ubiquinone. The transcript has 3 exons.
AGUCGACUUAUAUAUCCCUAGAUUAGAGUAAAUUUUCAGGCAAAACAUUUCCAAUUUUCGCUGCUCGAUAGGAUUCCAUAGAAAAUCCUCACACGAUGAAUAAUAUACCAAAUGGUAUUAUUUCACACACACGCCGUGUCCAAAGCCUGUACAAGAGGGCUUUGCGUAACUGCGAAGCUUGGUAUGAUCGCAGAGAAAUCUACCGUUACCGGGCUGUUCAAUUGCGUGCCCGUUUUGAGGAAAAUCGCAAUGUAACCGAUAUGGCCAAGGCUGUGAAAUUGUUGGCUUCCGGUGAACAGGAAUUGUUCAAUACCCAACAUUACCAACCCAUCAAGUUGGCCAACAGUCCCGGUGGCUGUGCCUACGAACGUGAAGUUGAAGCCCCUGACUGGGUCUUGGAUUACUGGCAUCCCUUGGAAAAGGCUCAAUACCCCGAAUAUUUUGCCCAACGUGAACAGCGCAAGAAAGAAUUUGUUGCCUGGUGGGAACAGCAGUAUGGCAAACCAGAUCCCAAGGAUCUACAUCAUUAGAGCAUUGCCGGAAAUGAUGUGUGUUGUGUUGGAAAUGUGCAGUGGUGAAUUUUAUUCAUCGCCGAGCAACAUUGUUGUAAAGAAAAACUAGAAAAUUAAAAAUAAGGAAAUUAAAAACAAAAAACAACAACAAUAA